GCAGCAUGCAAAAUGGCGGACGAUGUUGAACGAUUCUACAGGUUUCCUGGGUUGUCUUCUGGACGACAUGAUGUAACGAUUUCUGAGUUAAAAUCGGCGUCUGCUAGGUUGGAUGUAACAGAUCUAUCGACAGAAAUAUGUUUUAACGUAAGUAUACAAGGAAACAACAAGCUAGACGAGGCUGAAUCGAAGAAUUUGCUGUGGUUGUUGACGAACUCUUUCGAAGUGGAAAAUGUUGGUCGAAGGUCGUUUUUGGAUGAAUCUGAAGCCCCAGAACUCGGUUACAAAGUAAUGAUUGAAAUUGGACCGAGGCUUAAUUUUUCAACAGCUUGGUCGACAAACGCAGUCUCUAUUUGUCGUUCGAUUGGUUUGGAAAGGAUCGACCGCAUCGAAAAAUCAGUUCGAUAUUUGAUUCAUGUCACACCUAAAGACAGGACUGACACGGAAGGCAUCACGAAAGACGAGGAGAAUGCGCUUGUCGCUAAGCUUCACGACAGAAUGACCGAAUGUCGUUAUGAGAAGCCACUGACGAGUUUUAGAGUGAAUGUCAAACCAGAGAGAUGCUAUGAAGUUGAUUUAAUAGCCGAGGGCCGUACGGCUUUGGAAAAAGUGAACCGGGAUCUUGGACUUGCAUUCGACGAGUGGGAUCUGGAUUACUACACUAAAUUAUUCCAAGAGAAAGUGAAAAGAAAUCCAACCAGUGUGGAAUGUUUUGAUUUGGCUCAAUCAAACAGUGAGCAUUCACGCCAUUGGUUCUUUAAAGGAAAAUUGACAGUUGAUGGACAGGAUGUGGAAGACUCCUUGUUUAAAAUGGUGAUGAAAACACAGGAAACAAGCAACAACAACAACGUUAUUAAAUUUAGUGACAAUAGCAGUGCGAUUACUGGUUUUGAGGUCUCCUUGCUUCUUCCCCAAGAUUGUAAGAAAGCUGCCAAGUUUCAAAUGAAGCACAAGUGUCUGAGGCACAUCAUCUUCACUGCUGAAACACACAACUUUCCCACAGGUGUGGCACCAUUCCCAGGAGCGACUACUGGUACAGGAGGGAGGAUCCGAGAUGUUCAGGCUGCUGGUCGUGGGGCACAUGUUGUUGCUGGUACAGCUGGAUAUUGCUUUGGCAAUCUUCAUAUUCCAGGUUAUGAACUUCCCUGGGAAGAUGCAGAAUUUGUGUAUCCAAACAACAUGGCUCCUCCUGUUGAGAUUGCAGUAGAGGCCAGUAAUGGAGCAUCAGAUUACGGCAAUAAAUUUGGAGAACCAGUCUUGGCUGGGUUUGCCAGGUCAUUUGGUAUGAUGCUACCAAACAGACAGCGACGUGAGUGGGUCAAACCAAUCAUGUUCAGUGGUGGUAUUGGUAUGAUUGAUGGAGAGAAUGUGACUAAACUGCAGCCUGAGAAAGGAAUGGAAGUUGUCAAAGUUGGUGGGCCUGUGUAUCGUAUUGGAGUAGGAGGUGGUGCUGCGUCAUCAAUUCAGGUUCAAGGAGACAAUGAAUCAGAGUUGGACUUUGGUGCUGUUCAACGUGGUGAUGCUGAAAUGGAACAGAAACUUAAUAGAGCCAUCAGAGCCUGUAUUGAGAUGGGGUCUGACAACCUGAUUUGUAGUAUACAUGAUCAGGGUGCUGGAGGAAAUGGUAAUGUUCUUAAAGAGAUAUCGGAACCAGCAGGGGCUGUUAUUCGAGUGAAAGACUUCAUUCUUGGUGAUCCAACCAUUUCUGUUCUGGAGCUGUGGGGUGCUGAGUACCAGGAGAGCAAUGCCUUGUUGGUGCGUGCCCAAGACAGAGACCUGCUUCAACAGAUAUGCGAUAGGGAGAAGGUGCCAGUGUCCUUUGUAGGGGAAAUAACAGGUGAUGGGAAAAUUGUGCUUGAAGAUGAACCUCAUACUGACUCAAAGAAUGGGCCUUGUUCAGAGGAAAAUGGCGUCCCAAGCAAAAGACAGAGAAUAGCCACACAUCCUGUGGACCUUGAACUUGAAGUUGUACUCGGCAAAAUGCCAAGAAAGGUUUUUAAGUUUGAACGUGUAAAGUCGAAGUUAGUUCCAUUAUGUAUACCACCUGAACUCACAGUCAAAGAAAUGCUGGAAAGAGUUUUACGUCUGCCAGCUGUUGCCAGUAAGAGAUAUCUUACGAAUAAGGUUGACCGCAGUGUGACUGGUCUGGUUGCCCAGCAACAAUGCGUGGGUCCCUUACAUACCCCUGUGGCCGACGUGGCGGUUACCGCGCUGACGCAUUUUGACACUGUGGGCUCAGCAACCGCAAUAGGGGAACAACCAAUCAAAGCUCUCGUUGACCCAGGAUGUGGCGCACGUAUGGCUGUGGGAGAAGCACUGACCAACUUGGUUUUUGCUAGAGUAUCAGAUUUGAAGGAUGUUAAAUGCAGUGGUAACUGGAUGUGGCCUGCCAAACUACCAGGUGAGGGAGCUGCUCUGUAUGAUGCUUGCGCAGCCAUGUGUGAUGUGAUGGCAUCCCUGGGUGUUGCUGUAGAUGGAGGGAAAGAUUCCCUCAGCAUGGCUGCAAGGGUUGGUCAAGAUACAGUCAAAUCUCCGGGGUCGCUGGUCAUUUCAGUGUAUGCUGCCUGUCCUGACAUUCGUGCCACAGUCACCCCAGAUCUGAAGAUUCCAGAUGGGAAGGGAAACCUUUUGUGGGUCAAAUUUGGCAGCGACUCUAGAUACAGACUUGGAGGAAGUGCCCUGGCACAGGUUUACAAUCAGCUUGGCAGCGAAUCUCCUGAUUUAGAUAACGCUAAGAUUUUUGAAGCCGCGUUCAGAACAACUCAACAGCUGAUAUCGGAGAGAAGAAUCGUCUCUGGCCACGAUGUAAGUGAUGGGGGACUGGUCACGACCCUCCUGGAAAUGGCCUUCGCUGGAAAUUGUGGCCUGUCGAUUAACAUCCCAUGCCAAGACAACUUUAAUCCGACGGUGAGCAAGGUGGCCGAUGUUCUUUUCGCUGAAGAACUGGGAAUUGUGGUGGAGGUAAAGGAAGACGAAACUGAGUUUGUCAUGAAUGCUUUCCUUGCAAAGGAUGUUCCUUGCCUGCAGAUAGGAAAGGCUGUCGGAGUGGGAGAGGAUGCAAUGAUUUCCCUUCGGGUCAGAGGCGAGCUCGUGCUGGAGCAGAACAUGGUUGAUCUGCGAGAUAUCUGGGAGGCCACAAGCUUUCAGCUCGAGCGAUUGCAGACAAAUCCACGGUGUGUCCAGGAAGAGGAAUUUGGUCUUCGAAAGAGACACGCACCAGAUUACAAACUGUCAUUCAAACCUGUUCCUGCAUCUCCACUGGGUGAUGUCCGUCCUAAAGUAGCCAUUAUACGAGAAGAAGGCAGCAAUGGCGACAGAGAAAUGGUGGCAAGCUUUCACAUGGCAGGGUUUGAAGCAUGGGAUGUUACCAUGCAUGACCUCUGCAAUGGAUCCAUGAAGCUGGAUGGAUUCCGUGGUGCCGUGUUCGUGGGUGGCUUUAGCUAUGCAGACGUGCUUGGCUCCGCAAAAGGCUGGGCUGCAGUGUGUAACAUAAACAGCACUGUGCGCUCACAGUUAGACGCCUUUUUCUCCCGGGAAGACACUUUCAGUUUGGGAGUAUGCAAUGGCUGUCAGCUGAUGGGCUUGCUGGGCUGGGUGGGGCGGGAUGCCCAUACGACAGGAUCCAAUCAGGGUGUUUGCUUUACUCACAAUGUUUCAGAACGCUUUGAAUCUCGUUUCGUGACGGUUUCCAUCCAAUCCAGUCCAGCCAUGAUGUUCCGUGGUAUGGAGGGGUCUGUCCUUGGUAUCUGGGUUGCACACGGUGAAGGACGAAUCCAAUUCCGCAACGACAGUGUGCUUCAGGAUGUCACUACCAACAAGCUAGUUCCCCUGUGCUUCGUGGAUGACGACGGUGUUCCAACCACUCAGUACCCGCAGAAUCCCAACGGAUCCCCGCAGGGUAUGGCGGGACUGUGCUCUCCGGAUGGCCGACAUCUGGCGAUGAUGCCUCAUCCCGAGAGAUGCACAUUGUUGUGGCAGUGGCCUUGGAUGCCGCCUGAUUGGCAGGACUCACUGAAAGCAUCACCUUGGCUUCAGAUGUUCCAAAAUGCUUACAAAUGGUGCAUGGAGACACAUAGCGGAUAAACUUUUCUUAAGGUUCGAUUUACAUUUAAUGUUUGUUCACCUUGAAUAUCGUUGUGUAAAUGGCGAAUGAGAUAGGAUGGACUAUUGGAGACGUUAUGUUGUGUGGGAUUAGUUGGCUCGGGGAUAGACGUAAGUGCUAAAAACCUUGCCAAGAAAAUUUAAUCUCGUACCCAAAUCUUUCGUAAGUGUUAAAUCAACGCUUGAAACUCGAAAAUCGCACACAAAAUUCCAUUUUCAAAAACGUCGUGGAAGAGAUAUCGUCGAAAAAUUCCUAGGUGUGAAGUCUUUCCCACCAGCUUUUCUGAUGGUCCAUCCCUAAAUAACGGCUUAUUGCUUUGAAGAAAAUUACAGCUUCUUCAUGUAGAUAGUGUGACGAGUUCUUUUCUGCAUGUAAGCUGUUGUGUCCCUCUGUGUAUAUUUUGCUGUCCAGGAGAAUGGAACGUUUAAUUCAGCAGGGACAUUGUCACCCGUUGGCACAUUUCCUAACUACAUUAAAUAAGUUAUUUAGCCCUCUGCAAGUCUUUUCCUUGAAGUUAGCUUGUGGAACUCAAAAGUUAAGCAACUAGUUUGGGAUAUCAGACUUCAGGUGAGAGCAGUUUUGAUUGGGUGUUGAAAGUAAUCUAGGAUUCCUUUUUUUUGGUACUGCGCGACGUGAUUGGUUCAUAAACAGGACGCUAUUAUCUCAACCAAUCAGGUGUUAAAUGGAAACCAAUCAUGACUUUUUCAUCCGCGUUUUCCCGUGCCACGCCUCAAGAUUACUUUGGUUUUAUUUUUACAACUCUCCUUUAAAAUGUAAUCCAUCACUACUUAUUCGAAUCUUGUGGAUCACUAAGAAUAUUUAU
Molecule: messenger RNA, 4925 nt
Organism: Pocillopora verrucosa
Lineage: Eukaryota; Metazoa; Cnidaria; Anthozoa; Scleractinia; Pocilloporidae
Product: phosphoribosylformylglycinamidine synthase
Biological process (GO): 'de novo' IMP biosynthetic process
Molecular function (GO): phosphoribosylformylglycinamidine synthase activity
Source: RefSeq, a predicted model, not a curated record